UACCAGGGGAGGUAAUCUGUGGAGCGAAAUAGUGUUGGACGAUUUGUUUGAACAGUGGCCAAAAAAUGGGAAAACCCAUAUGUAUAAGCAGUGAUGAAGAGGAUGACAUUUGGGAAUAUAAUUCACAAAAGAGAAGUUCUAUCUGUAGUUCAUCUGUUGGAUCUAAAAGACCAGUCACAAGUAGAAGAAAGCCUUUGCCUCAAAAACAUAUUAAACAAGAAGAAGGUGUACAGCGGGAUAUUAAAUCAGAAAAAAACAAGCAGAAAACUAAAAGGAAAAAAAUUGCUAAAGAACCUACACCAGCCAUAAAAGAAGAACAGACCCCAAAUAGUAAAAGGCAAUGCCCAGUAUGUCAGAUGCCAUUUACCUUGUUGUCUAAAAUCGAAACACCCAGCUGGCACAUAGACCAGUGUUUGAUGGAACCAAAUGCCGCACAUCCAGAAUGCACUGAUGGAAAGGAUUGCCAGAGCACUAUUGCAAGUCAUUACCAGAGGUUUCGACACACACAGCUGGCCCGGUCUCGACGAAAGAGUGUUGAGGUUACAACGCAAAAAGGUGACAUUGGUAGUGCCAAAGUUAAACUACAGUUUGAUGAACCACCAUCUACCAUGACAGGCAAGACCAAGAUUCACGUGCCUGGAAGUUCCUCAGCCUGUUCGCAAACCUUAGACUCUGUGAGUCCAGUGAGCAAUGCCCAUAGGUCGGAUAAAGAUGUGUGUGACCUUGACACGGACGAUAGUUUGCCCGCUAUGGACCUGGCUAGUGGACGAUUGUUGCACAGGGGUUCCACACAACUUAUUGCUGACAUAAAACCUGUUGUUCCGAGCAGCAGUGAUUCGGAGUCGAGCUUAGACCUGAUAAGAGGGCGAAAAGUUAGAAAAUUGUCUAGUGAGAGCAAUAAAUCUGUUAUUCAGCUGAGUAGUGAAUCUGAAAUGGAUGUUUUGAAGGAUAAUGAGAAGAGAGAAAGGAGAAACUCGUCAGAGCAUUCGGAGGUUCGCAAGUUAUUCCGUGGAGCGUCUGAUGGUGACACAUGUUGCUCUGAUGAACUGGAUUGUAAAAGAGAGAUUUUAACAGCUGUAAAAAUUACAAAUCUCUCCAAUAUCACUCAACACAAAGGAGAUACACACAAAGAAGAAUCUCAAGUUAUUACCAGGGUGAACGCUAGUGAUUUAAUUUUGUGCACAUCCAAUAAUACGGAUCAGAGUAUAGAGGACAUCUUUGAUGUACACGAUGAAGACCGGACAGUCAGUCAGAUGCUACAAGAUGUGGAUGGCGAAGAGAGGUCAGAAGAUACAGGAGAAAUUGACAAUGAGCUCAUGGAUGCUAAAAAUAGAAAUCAAGCCAAAGAAUCUGUCAGUAAAGUUUUAAUGAAAUUGAGCAAAGAAGAGGAUGGGGGUUCUGAAGGCAAAAAUUCGAAAAUUGUUAAAUUGUUUCGUACUUCAGCUCACUCCAUUGAUCUUGCUGGGAAGAAGAUGACAAUAAAUGAUUCCACAAGUAGAGUUCAGAAAAACUGCACAAAAGGUUAUGCUUCUGAAAAAAAUAUUCUGGUGAAUGAUCAAAGUGAACCGAACAGAAGGAGAGAUAAAUCAAAGCAAAUAAAUGAAAGCCUUGCUAAAAGUAAGGUUCCUCUCAAUUUUGAUGAAAGCACAACAGAUUCUGGUAUUGGAUUUUUUGCCAAAAAAAGGCGCCUACUUGAAUCAGGGAAUACAGAUGAUGCUUGUGUAACGAGGAAUAUUACAACAUUGAAGUCUGCAAAUGAGGAUAAAGAUACAGACAGAGAAAGUCCAACUGGAUGUCAGACGGAGAGACAUAUUUCUGAGACUCAUAUGUCAUCUGAAGCAGACGAUGAGUCAUCGUUAAUUGAGUGCAUGCUAAAAGGUCAAAGCAAUUUAAAUAAUAAGAUAAAGGUAUUUAAAACAGAAUCUGGAAAAGGUCCAAAAAGAAGGAAUACAAGUAAAAUGCCUGAUGAAACUAGUAAAAGUAAGAAGCUGAAGGGUUUAGCUGGUGGGCAAAGGAGCUUGACUUCAUUUUUUAAAAGUGUGAAGUCAGAAGAUAUUGUUAUUCGUACAGACAGUAGCAGUAGUGAUGAUUUUGCUAAAAUGACUUCAGAUGGAAAAUGUUGCCUGAACUGCACUGCUUAUGAGUCUGAAUGUGCCAAAAAAUCUGUUUCUGCAGGUGUCAACGACGAUUCUAAGGGUGUUAACAAGUCAUGUGAGACAAUGGAAAUGUUUUCACCUAAAGUGUCUGAUGCUAAUGUUAAGCAGGUAAACAUAUCACUCAGUAACUCAAGAGGUAAUAGCCAUUGUCAAGAAACACUUUCUAAACGUUCUGUGAGUGUAAAUCAUGGGAUAUGUACAAACACUCCUGAAUUUCUCAUCCAAGAAAUAUGUACAGUGUCACAAAAUACGUUUUCAAAGAUUGGAUCCAUAGGAUUACCUGAGAUACCCACAGACCAAGGGGGUGGAUUUUGUUCGGAAAAUGAUGAAGGCAGUUUUGAAGAGGAUGUCACUGGCUGUAGUGCUAGUCCUGGCGAUUCUGUGAAAAAUAAAAGGGCGGUCAUUGAUAGAGUUUCCACAGAUGGCGGUUUGAUGAACUAUGUUGCUGUAAAAGUCAACCAAAUUCGUAAAAAUGCUGCAGAUAUUUUAAUGGCAAGCAGCAGGUUUGUUUAUCAUAACAUGUCUGGCGUCUCUACUGCUCCUGCGAAACAACAAGAGUGGGGUAGAAGUAUAGAUUCUGUCACAAGUGAGGGCACUUCACUAUCUGGCAAUAGCAGUUCACGACAGUGUCCGUUUUAUAAGAAAAUACCGGGUACCAGUUUCACAGUGGAUGCAUUCCGGUAUGGAUUAAUUCCAGACUGCACUGCCUACUUCCUGUCCCAUUUCCAUUAUGACCACUACAUGGGUCUCAACAAGAAGUUCAUGGGCAAUAUUUACUGCAGUCAGAUCACUGCUAAUCUGGUGUGCAAGCAGCUUGGUGUGGACAGGAAGUGUGUGCAUCCACUGCAGCUGAAUACGACCUCUGAAAUAGACGGGGUGUCUGUCACGCUUCUAGAGGCAAAUCACUGUCCUGGUGCCGUCUUGAUCCUCUUCAGACUGAAAACAGGAAAGGUACAUCUCCACACGGGUGAUUUCCGGGCCAGUCGAAGUAUGGAAUGCUACACAGAACUGUGUAACGUGAAAGUCAACGCUCUGUUUCUAGAUACUACAUACUGUGACCCGCAGUAUGUGUUCCCGCCACAAGAGGAAGUGAUCCAGUUCGCUGUGAAGCUUGCCAAGGAGGCCAGGGCAAAGAAUCGAAACACCCUGAUUGUUUGCGGAUCUUACACUAUCGGCAAGGAGAGGAUAUUUUCUGCCAUAAGUGAGGCUUUGGAUUGCAAGAUUUGUGUAACCAAGGAGAAGUUGGGUGUUUUGAUGUGUCUAGAAGACCCCUUGCUCCUUAGACGGUGUGUCGUGGGCUGGCAUCACUCGGGGCUACAUGUUGUACCAAUGAACAAACUCAACCAUAAGGUUGCUGUCCUACACCUACAGUGGUUUGUGUCCUGUGCCUAUAUAGGUCGCUGUCCUACACCUAUAGAGGGUUUGAAAGAGCACAUGCAACUCAGUGGUAAAGGUUACACGUCAGUGCUUGCACUUGAGCCUACGGGGUGGACACAGGCCAGAAACAAGACCCUUAGUGAUCUCACACCAAAACUGGAUCGUGACGGUAUAACUCUGUAUGGUGUACCAUACAGUGAGCACAGCAGUUUUCUUGAAAUGAAGCGCUUUGUUCAGUUCAUUCAACCAGAGCGUAUACUACCCACAGUGAACAACGGAAAUGUUCACAGUCGCAGGAAAAUGGAGGUGAUUUUUGAGACAUGGAAAGCCGAACAAUUGCAACACUAGCUGAUGUUUGCUGAUUUAGAGCCUUUGUUGAUUAUUUGAAGCAUUCUCAAGUUGUUAUGCCCCCUUUUGAAGAAAUGGGGCUAUAUAGUUUUCGCACUGUCCGUCAGUUUGUCUUGUCAGUCUGUCACACUUUUUGUGUCCGCUCUCUAAUUCAAAUAUUUUUUAUCCGAUAUUUACCAAACUUGGUCAGAAGUUGUAUCUAGACAAUAUCUAGGUCAAGUUCGAAUAUUGGUCAUGCCGGGUCAAAAGCUAGGUCACGGGGUCACUUAGUGCAUUUCAAGGAUUUAGCAUGGUGUCCGCUCUCUAAUUGAAGUAGUUUUUAUCUGAUCUUUACCAAGCUUGGUCAUAAGUUGUAUCAAGACAAUAUCUAGGUCAAGUUCGAAUAUGGGUCAUGCCGGGCCAAAAACUAGGUCACGGGGUCACUUGGUGCAUUUCAAGGAUUUAGUAUGGUGUCCGCUCUCUAGUUUUGAAAUAGCUAUCAAUUUGCAUACAUGCAUACACUCUUAAACUGUCAAUUGAGAAAUGUUAUUAUGUUUGCGGUUUUAAUAUUGUUAUGCCGAAGGAGGGCAUAUAGUGAUCGCUCUGUCUGUCCGUGUGUCCGUCACACUUUGCAUUUAGGUUUCGAAACAUGCUCAUAACUUCUAUGUUGCUUCAGAUGUAACAUUCAUAUUUGGUAUGCAUGUGUAUAUGGACAAGGCCUUUCCAUACGCACACAAAUUUUGAAGCCUUUGACCUUGACUUUGAACUUGGGGUCCGUGUUUAGGUUUCGAAAAAUGCGUUUAGGUUUCGAAAAAUGCUCAUUACUUCUAUCAAAGUGUUACCAGGGGCAUAUGUCAUCGUAUGGAGACAGCUCUUGUUUAAGUCAGUACAUUGAGUGCCUUUGUUUAUAACUUAUUAUGUGAUUUUGUAUAUGUGAUUUGGUAUUUUAUGUUUUUCCGUAGUGUUCAGAAACAUUGCUCAACACCUUGAAGGAAUGAAAGUUUUCAGUGCCUCACAACAUGAAAAAAAUUAAUGGAAAAAAAUAGCCACUUCAUUCAUGGCACUUUGUAAUGGCUGGCAUUCGUUCUGUUUUCGACUAGAAAUGAUUACACUCAAAAGCUAGUUAGAUGAUUUUCUUAAUGUGUUCAAUGGUUUAUGGCUAGAAAUGAUUAUAAUCAAAAGAUAGUUUGAUGAUUUUCUUCGUGUGUUCAAUAGCAUUUUGUCAUGAUACAAUCAUUUUUUGUAUAUUUAUAUUUUAUUAUAUUUAUACAUAUUAACAGUAUAUAUAUUGAAUGCAGCUAUUUUAGUUAAUUGUAGAAUUUUAUGUAAGUUUUUUGCAUAUUUAUGUGGUUUAAAUGCACCAAUAAUUGUAUACUUACCAAACUGAGCAUGUCUUGAGUCACCCAUCUAGUCUUGUUUUCAAGUGAUUUCCUCUUCAACUUCUGUCUGAUUUCAAUGAAACAUUAUUGAGAGCUUCAUUAGAUCAUAAUUUGCAUGAGACUAUAAUAUUCUGUUUCUAUGAUUUUCUCAGAGUUAUGGGGCUUAGAGUUUCAUUAUGUUUGCAAAAAAAAACUUUUCAUAAGUCCUCUUUACCACAAAAUCAAAUGUUUUACGAACACUAGAUUCCAAAAUCUCAUGUCAGACUUUAUAACAAAAAUCCACAAAUUACUGAUCAUACAAAAUUGUCAGAUUUUAUGAAUCCACAAAAAAUUAAGAAAAAUAAAUGAAUCUGCAGUAUGCACUAUUGCUGCAUGUUCUACUUGAGUCACAACUUAUUGCAAUAAUUUAUGUUUAAAUUGAGCUGAAAUCAAUUUAUUGUGCACAAUAACGUACUUGGCCGUGCAGCUUCUCGGAAUUAUGCUGUAAACCAUGUCGUUAUAAUUGUUUUCUUGAGUUCCAUAUCUUGUUAUUCUCAUAUCUCUGCUCUUCUGAAUGCAUUUAUUUGUAUUUAUGCUUAAUGAUUGUGUGUAAGGUUUCAUCCCAAAUUAGCUUGUGCUGUCUUCCCAGUCUAAUUAGGGAUGACACUGCACUUUUAUGUUGUUGCAGUUUUAGCUUGACUGUUAUAUAUGGAACAUAUAUAGUGGAGCUAUCCUACUCACCCCGGCAUGAGCAUGAGCGUUGGAAUGUUUAAGUUUGCGUACCACCUCAAAAAUUUUGUCCCUUGACAUAUUGCUUUUAUAUUUUGCAUACUUCUUUACCAACAUGAACCCAAUCUAUAAGCAAGAGCAGACAACUGUACCAAGCAUUUUGGAAGAAUUAUGGCCCUUUUUUCACUUAGAAUAUGCAUAUUAUUGAUAAAUCUAUGUUAAAGUUUGCGUACCACCUCAAAUAUUUUCUAUGUCCCUUGACAUAUUGCUUUCAUAUUUUGCAAAAUUCUUUACCAACAUGACCCCAAUCUAUAAACAAGAUCAGACUACUGUAACAAGCAUUUUGUAAGAAUUAUGGCCCAUUUUUCACUAAGAAUAUGCAUAUUAAUGAUAAAUCUAUGUUAAAGUUUGCGUACCACCUCAAAUAUUUUCUGUCUCUUGACAUAUUGCUUUCAUAUUUUGCAUACUUUUUUACCAACAUGACCCCAAUCUAUAAACAAGAGCAGACGACUGUAUCAAGCAUUUUGACAGAAUUAUGGCCCCUUUUAUACUUAGAUAUUUGAACAUUAUGUUAAGUUUUGUGUUUUGGUUCAUUUUAUUCCUAAAGUAUCAUAGCCAUUGCUUCCAGACUUGGAAAACUCGAUAAGGGGACUGUACAGGGCAAGUUUCAUAUCUCUGUUUGGCUUUUUAAUGGAAUUAUGGCCCUUUUUUGUGUUUAUAUCCACUUUACUUCUUAAGUAUCAAGGCUAUUGGUUUCAAACUUCAAAUACUUUCUUACUAUCAUGAUGGUACUGUACCUGGCAAGUUGAAUUUGACCUUGACCUUUGAAUGAACUUGACUCUUAAGGUCAAAUUAAUAAAUUUUGCUUAAAUUUCCAAAACUUCUUUAUUUAUGAUCACAUUUGAUUCAUACUUUGACACAAAACAACACUUACCUGACAUACCAAAAUGGACUCCACCCAUACCAUCCCCCACUCCCCACCCCAGUAUCCCCCCUCCAAUUUUUUAUGUCCCCCACUAUAGUAGUGGGGGACAUAUUGUUUUUGCCCUGUCUGUUGGUUGGUCUGUUGGUUGGUUGGUUUGCGCCAACUUUAACAUUUUGCAAUAACUUUUGCUAUAUUGAAGAUAGCAACUUCAUAUUUGGCAUGCAUGUGUAUCUCAUGAAGCUGCACAUUUUGUGUGGUGAAAGGUAAAGGUCAUCCUUCAAGGUCAGAGGUCAAAUAUAUGUGGCCAAAAUUGCUCAUUUUAUGAAUACUUUUGCAGUAUUGAAGAUAGCAACUUAAUAUUUGGCAUGCAUGUGUAUCUCAUGGAGCUCCACAUUUUGAGUGGUGAAAGGUCAAGGUCAUCCUUCAAGGUCAGAGGUCAAAUAUAUGUGGCCCAAAUCGCUUAUUUUAUGAAUACUUUUGCAAUAUUGAAGAUAGCAACUUGAUAUUUGGCAUGCAUGUGUAUCUCAUGGAGCUGCACAUUUUGAGUGGUGAAAGGUCAAGGUCAUCCUUCAAGGUCAGAGGUCAAAUAUAGCAACUUGAUAUUUGGCAUGCAUGUGUAUCUCAUGGAGCUGCACGUCAUAUAGGGGGACAUUGUGUUUCACAAACACAUCUUGUUUUUUUUAUUAUUUUUGAAUGAUCAUCUAUUAAAUGACCACACACCCGAAUUAUACCCACCUCUCCAUGAUGGCUUACGUUAUACUGUCAAGCACUCGAAUAGUCGAGCGCGCUGUCCUCUGACAGCUCUUGUUGAACUUUGGAAUCUGUUUUGUGUUUCCUUUAUUCAAGUAUUUUUUAUAUGUAAUCACAUGUAUAACUAGUCAUAAAUUGUUAUACUGUCACAUGCCUUGAACUCAGCCCGAUAACCAGGUAACCUAAUUUCCCAAAAGAUAUUAGGCUAGAUGACCACGUGACCUCGAAUAUCCGUCAGUUGCUUUCCGCGCCUGCGCACGCCUGUACUAUUUUCUAUUUAUAAAAUAUACUUGUUUUCAAUUAAAAAAAUUACAACAUACGUGUAAAGUACUGUUUGUUUAAAAAUUGUUAUUUUAGCAGCAUAAUUUCGUCUUUGUGUAUUGAAUUAAUAACAAUUGACUCGAUUUCUGUGUUGUUUAACAAGACGGAAGCUAGCCUAAGAGUUUUGCAUGACGUGACGUCACAAUUUUUUUGCUGCGGCGUGUUUUUACCCAUAUUAAAUAUUUAAACACAAAAUACUGGAAAACUAUAUAUUUUAGAAACAUUUCAACGAAUGUUGUCAAUGUGACAGGAUAAAUAGAAUAAUAGGUUGGUGACGUGGAUGGAGAAUGGUUACCUGGCUCGUCGGAGGAUCUUAUCGGGUUCGCAUUCGGCUCACCUGAUAACUGCCUCCGACUUGCCAGAUAACCAUUCUUCAUCCACGUCACCAACCUAUUAUUCUCUAUAUAUUCUGUAAGUUUUGUUAAUUUUACAGGUCUGUAAGUUCUAUCACAUUUUUAUGUUCUGUAAAUAAUGCAUGUGUUUGUUUUCACAAAUUUGUUCUUGAGAAUAUGUAAGAGCAUGUAAUUUUAGAAAAAUAGGAAAACGCA
Messenger RNA from Dreissena polymorpha, 8491 nucleotides. RefSeq lists its product as uncharacterized. The record is from RefSeq and is a predicted model, not a curated record. The transcript is spliced from 13 exons. Gene Ontology annotation, biological process: protection from non-homologous end joining at telomere; double-strand break repair via nonhomologous end joining; interstrand cross-link repair. Lineage: Eukaryota; Metazoa; Mollusca; Bivalvia; Myida; Dreissenidae. Gene Ontology annotation, molecular function: 5'-3' DNA exonuclease activity; damaged DNA binding. Bases 66 to 3881 code for a protein of 1271 amino acids.